Athalia rosae (coleseed sawfly) is the source of this 1651-nucleotide messenger RNA. RefSeq names its product PCI domain-containing protein 2 (gene PCID2). NCBI's taxonomy places the organism in Eukaryota, Metazoa, Arthropoda, Insecta, Hymenoptera, Athaliidae. Gene Ontology annotation, cellular component: transcription export complex 2. The transcript is spliced from 6 exons. Bases 366 to 1547 code for a protein of 393 amino acids. Gene Ontology annotation, molecular function: RNA binding; double-stranded DNA binding. Gene Ontology annotation, biological process: transcription elongation by RNA polymerase II; post-transcriptional tethering of RNA polymerase II gene DNA at nuclear periphery; poly(A)+ mRNA export from nucleus. The record is from RefSeq and is a predicted model, not a curated record.
AUCAAUGUACUGGCUUUAUGUUUUGAGUAACCGUCGAAUUUGAAUUGAAGUCAAACUUCAUAAAAACCAGGGAACACUCAUGGAGAAAGAUUGAAUUUGAGAUGAAAUUUCUGUACUUCUUCUGUAUUACUCUACCGUCAAAUGGGAGAAGUUUUGGAUUGUAGCAUGGUGUAAUACCACUUGGAUUACCUCCAUCUACUUUUUUAACAGUGGAAGUAUGAAGUUCUUCCACCAUGGGUUGCAUCUCUUGUGAAUUCAAUACAUAAUAUAUGUAUCUUCGCAGUGAACGUGUGUUUUGUUUGAGAAUUUCUGGUUUUUUCAAAUAAAUAAAUAUUUUUCAGGUCUCCAAAGACUAUAAAUUCGAUAUGGACUCUUACAUAAUGCAGCUCCGGCAUGGAUGGUCGAAUCAGGAUGGAGAUGCCCUCGCUGACCUACUCUCACUUAAUCAUGCUCAUGCUUUGAAUCCUCAACUCAGAACCGAGACUGCAAUGACAAGAGCAAUGGAACAUUUGACACCUCCUUUUGACAAUCUCGUUCUACAUCACAUUAAGGUUUUAUCAUCAAUAAAUGAAGACGAUCCUUACACAACAUAUCUUCAUCAAAGUGGUGCUGUUCAAUCUCUAAUAAAGAUACUUCAAAUACAGAAGGACGAAAAUUGGAUGUUACCUGUAAUGAAUUCAAUGUGCCUGGAUUUGAGGCGGCUAGCUGUGAGGGCGGAAGCAGUAAAGUCUAGCAAAAAUCAAAAGCCUGGAGAAGUGCUUGAAAAAUGUGCGGAAUGUUUAAUGGGCUGCUUUCGAAUUUGCGCAGCUGACAAUAGGAGCUCCGAAGAUGAUACGAAGAGAUGGGGGAUGUUGGCGCUGGUCAAUCAACUGCUAAAAGUCUACUUUCGUAUAAAUAAACUUCAUUUGUGUCGGCCUUUGAUCAGAGCAAUAGAGUCAUCGGCAUUCAAAGAUCAGUUUGCGCUGGCGCAGCAAAUUACGUACAAAUUUUUUGUAGGUCGGAAAGCUAUGUUUGACAGCAAUUACAAGGCUGCUGACGAAUAUCUGACAUACGCAUUCGAACAUUGUCACAAACAGUCGUCGAAAAACAAACGCCUUAUAUUGACUUAUCUAGUUCCUGUAAAAAUGCUAUUAGGUUACAUGCCCAAAAAAUCCUUGUUGGAAAAGUACAAUUUGAUGGAGUUUUGGGAAAUAGUCGAGGCUGUAAAACGUGGGAACUUGCAUAGCUUGGAACAAGUCAUGAACAAGCACGAAAUCUUCUUUAUUAGUGCCGGAAUUUAUUUGAUAGUUGAAAAAUUGAAAUUAAUCACAUAUAGAAACUUGUUUAAGAAAGUUUAUCUUGUAAUGGGAACUUAUCGAAUUCCUGUUGAAAGCCUAUUAGCUGCUCUUCAAAUGUAUGGAGUUGAGGAUGUCGAUAUGGACGAAACUGAAUGUUUGGUCGCAAAUUUAAUUUUUGAGGGUAAAAUUAAAGGCUACAUUUCUCACCAGCAUAAAAAAUUAGUGAUUUCCAAACAGAACCCUUUCCCACAAUUAUCCUCAUUGAAUUAAGUUCCAAUAGAAUAUGUAAUGGUUAGUAUGAUGAUAAUGUUAAGUUGUUAAUUGUAUAUUUUAUACCUAAAACUUGCUAUUAAAUAUCAAUAUUGUUCAAACUA